Molecule: messenger RNA, 1803 nt
Organism: Trematosphaeria pertusa
Lineage: Eukaryota; Fungi; Ascomycota; Dothideomycetes; Pleosporales; Trematosphaeriaceae
Exons: 5
Coding region: 68-1717 (549 amino acids)
Biological process (GO): mRNA processing
Cellular component (GO): nuclear speck; U2AF complex; nucleus
Molecular function (GO): pre-mRNA 3'-splice site binding; poly-pyrimidine tract binding
Source: RefSeq, a predicted model, not a curated record
AGCAUCAAUUGCACUAGCAGGCAACCUCGCGCCUCUCACGCUCUAGCCGGCGCGACAGCUGCCCAAGAUGAACGGUGACGGCUAUUCCCGAGACGGUGGCCGUGCGGGCGGAUCAAGGGGAUACUCCUCCAGGGACGACCAUCGCGAUCGCGACCGUCGCCGCCGCCGCUCGCGCUCCCCGCGCCACAGCUCCCGCCGCGACUACGAGGUGGACACCUACUCCUCGAGCCGAGACUACCGUGAGCGCGAGCGCGAAGACACAUACGCCCGCCGUGAGCGACGCGACGAUCGGGGCGACCGCGGCGACCGGGCAUGGGGCGAUUCCUACUCGAGGCGCGACCGCCCGCGACACGAGCGCGACGAGGAUCGUGGGCACCGGCGGGAGCGGGGAGAGGGUAUGCGCGACUUCAACGACGACCGACGAGGGCGGGGCCGAGAGGGAGUCGGCUUCGGUGGGCGUGACAGGAGGAAGUCAGCUUCUCCUCCCUAUAAGAAGCGCGAGCCGACACCCGACCUGGGCAGUUUUGUGUCCAUUCUUGACCGUCCGCGCCGCCUGACCCAGUGGGACAUUAAGCCGUCUGGCUACGACGGUAUCACGGCUGAGCAGGCCAAGCUGUCCGGCAUGUUCCCGCUCCCUGGAGCCCCCCGCGCUGCGCCCAUGGACCCAUCCCGCCUGGCCGCCUUCGUGAGCCCCUCGGCUGGUACCGCUUCCGCCUCUGCUCUGCAACCGGCCAACGCCAAGCAGGCGAAGCGCCUGUUCAUGCACAAUCUUCCUCUCGACGCCACCUCGGAGGAGAUUGUCGAGUUCUGGAAUCUGCAACUGAACGGCCUCAAUGUUGUGUCUGGCCCAGAUCCCUGCUUGACCGCACAGAUUGCGAACCACCACGAGUAUGCGCUGGUCGAGUUCAAGACGGCCGAGGACGCGACGGUGGCUCUAGCCAUGGACGGCAUCUCUAUGCGUGAUAGCGGUGCUGGAGGCCCAGACCGAGAAGGUCUGUCCAUUCGACGACCGAAAGAUUAUAUCACCCCGUCUGCUGAGGGCGCCGUGUACACCGGAGAAGAAGUUUCGUCCGACGUCAAGGAUAGCCCGAACAAACUGAGCAUAGUCAACAUCCCGACGUAUGUCGAGGAAAGCCAGGUGCGCGAGCUUGUGGAAACGUUCGGAAAGCUAAAAGCAUUUGUGCUGGUCAAGGAUACCGGCACCGAACAGCAUCGCGGCAUCGCCUUCUGCGAGUACGAAGAUUCCGACAUCGUCGACGCCGUUAUCGAGGGCCUGAACAGCAUUCCGCUCGGCGACGGCAACCUCAAAGUCACACGCGCUACAGUCGGCGUGCAACAGCAGAUCGGUUUCGAUGGCGGCGUGGGAGCUAUCUCCAUGUUGGCGGGCUCCGGCGCUGCCGACAACCACGAGAAGAGCCGUGUGCUCAUGCUCCUGAACAUGGUGACACAAGACGAGCUCAUCAAUGACGAUGAAUAUGACGAAAUCAAGCAAGACGUUGAAGAAGAGUGCGCCAAGUACGGCCCCGUUAUCGAACUCAAGAUCCCUCGUCCCACCGGUGCCCGCUCCAACCUAGGAGUCGGCAAGAUAUACAUCAAGUACCAGGACCCAGAGUCCGCGCAGAAAGCCAUCAAGGCUCUUGCUGGCCGGCAAUUCUCGAGGAGGACGGUGGUCGUCACCGAGUUCUCCGAGGAGAGCUUUGACGUUGACGCUUGGUAAUUGUUGGCUGCACAUCUUCCGGAAUGCCAGUCUCCUUGGAGCCGGUGGCGCCUAGCGCGUAUUGUACCAUCUCUUAGUUGCGCGAG